Messenger RNA from Sinocyclocheilus rhinocerous, 2578 nucleotides. RefSeq names its product consortin-like. The transcript has 12 exons. NCBI's taxonomy places the organism in Eukaryota, Metazoa, Chordata, Actinopteri, Cypriniformes, Cyprinidae. Gene Ontology annotation, cellular component: plasma membrane; trans-Golgi network; transport vesicle. Bases 345 to 2066 code for a protein of 573 amino acids. The record is from RefSeq and is a predicted model, not a curated record. Gene Ontology annotation, molecular function: connexin binding. Gene Ontology annotation, biological process: positive regulation of Golgi to plasma membrane protein transport.
ACGUGCAGCAGAAGCAGAAACACAAACACACAUCAGCCGACAGUAAAGAGCGCGGUUGCCUGGUUCAUCCGCAUUUAACCACUUGCCCUAUCGAUCUGUGGUCACACCGCAGGCACAGAUCCGAUGGUCCUCGGCUCACUGAGUCACUGUGUUGUCAGAAAAGCGAAUGAACGCCUGGGGUCCGCUGUGAGUCAGUCCGCACUUCUAGAGCCAAAUAACAUCAGGAUCAGGUCCUCUUCACAAACAGCCAAGUUCUUUCUGUCUGCAGUGCCCUGCGUCGUUGAGUGGCUGCGAGGCCUGCAGGGGUUCGAGUGGAUCUUCAUGCUCUCGGUCAGCGGGACCUCAUGGAUGACGGACAGUGGCAGAGCGACGGCCCAGUGAGGCGGGGAGGAGUAACUGACCCUGACCUCCAAAAUGACUCUGACUCCAGCCGCAGCCCGGACGAGAACCAGAACCGACUAGUGGAGGAAGCGGAGGAGGUCGAACAGGGGCCCCGUGGUGGACAGAGGCCCCUCCGACAGGAUAACACUAACAACAACGGUGAUGACGAAGAUUAUGACAGCUCCAAGGUGGAGGACGAAGAAGAUGUGGAGGAGGAAGAGGUGGAUAGUAACAGUGGAGCCUACUCUCCAGAGCUGGAUGGACACAUCCGAGACUCACCAACACCCAGCCCCAGCCCCACAGUGUCAGAGGGGCUUGUGAGUCCUGAAGGGACGCCUCACGGCGAUGCUGGAUCACCCCAGGGCUUCGCUCGCUCCCUGGUGGCGUCUCUGCAGGAGCUGGGGAAGCAGGGAGAACACCCUCUUCUGCCACAGUGCCUCCAUCAGAUUGCAGAGUCAUAUAUGCGUGAGGAGGACUAUGAGAGAGCAGUCAUGUUCAUACAGUUAGAGAGACUCUAUCACGAACGUCUGCUGUCUAACCUCGCCGCCCUACAGCAGCAGUGGGAGAGGAGACGGAGUUUGGUUGGCCAGUAUCAGGACGGUCCAGAAGACAGAGACACUGAUCUGGAUGCCGAACACCUGGAGAAACUGAGACACAUCUGCAGAACGCACAGACAACCUGCAUGGAGCGUUGAGAAGUGCGAGCUGUCCAAAGUGCAAAGGAACAGCGUGAUCAGAGAAACACAGGGAGGAGAGCAAAACCUCAACACGCAAGAGCUUUCAUGCAGCUCAGGGAAGGUUAUGGAGGAUCAGAGUACAUCUGAGGCACAACAGGAAGUCAUCCAGCAUGAAGAUUGUAGCAGCACCGCCCCACAAUCCCACCAGAGCGAACAGCAGCAUGACCCCUCCUCCUCCUCCCCGGCUGUGACGGACAGCUCCUCCUCUCCAGCCUGUGAGGAUGCAGGAGCAGAAGAGGAGAGCGCAAGCAUGGCAGCUUCCCACAGGGAUGCAACACCAGAGCCCCACUCACCAAUGGACACCGCUCUACCAGGCGACGUGGAGGCCCAGCCGGUGAUGGAGGGAACGGGGGACACUGUGGAUACGGGGCAGGAUGUGGUGGAGUCUGUCCCACACAUUAAGCAGGAAGAUGGAGGGGAGGUAGAGGAGGCUUUGAAGCUGGAGGAAGGAGGAGCAGAUCAGCUGCCUCUGGAGCAGGAAGUUCCCGAGAAAACAGCAGAGUUGGAGCUAGAGGAGAACGGGAACGGGGUGGAGUCGCUGGAUAUUAUGCAUGUGUCCAUGCUGGAUGACAUGGCCAAACGCAUACAGGUGGAAGAGAUCACUCCAGCUGCUGGUCUUGUGUCGAUCUUGAAGAGAAGAGUCUCUCUGGAAGGAGCCAACAGCUCUGUCCCUGCCGCCCCUAAACCCGUCUCUAUACGCAAAGUCCGUUUCCACGAGCCUGACGAGGGCCUGGACCACGAUGAGGUGGGCGGAGACUCCUGGCUGCUCCUCCUCUUGUUGUGCUUGGCUACUGUGGUGAUCAGUGUGGGCGGGACUGCGCUCUACUGCACUUUCGGAGACGCCCAAUCCAGUGUGUGCACAGACUUCUCCCAUAACAUGGACUUCUACAUCGGACGGGUGCAGAGGGGCAUGGAUGAGCUCAAACACUGGCUGUCCCCGAGCUCAUAGCAGGACGGGACGACUCGUUUUCUUCUCCGUUUCUUCUUCUCUGUAGCCUCCGUGAUCUUUAAUGCUGAGAUAUCCUCAUACGUAGGCCUUUGCUGGGUCACGCUGUCACGGAUGAAGCCAGUCUGUCGGGUCCUAAAGGGGACGUCCGGCCCCUGGAAGGCACAGCAAACCACUUUGGCCAGUUUUUGACUCAAGUAGCCCACUGUUUACUGCCAUCAACUGAACCUCAUGUGAAGAGACUUCAUUUUUAGAGUCUUAAAUCGAAAUCUUAAUACUUGGUUGACAGAGUUUUGUCUUUUAUUCAUUGGAAAAGUGAAUGACCAUCAUGGUACUUAAGAUAUAAUAAUGGACAUAAUCAUCUGUAGCCUGGACGUAGCAUUUUCCUGUGAUUGGCUUGGAUGGACUUAUGGAAAGAUGGUACAGGAAAGCAAUACAUGUAUAUUGAGGAAUUACAGAUAUAGAUAUAGUUAUAGAUACAUAGAUAAAGUCAGCAAAGAGGCAAAUCUCGGUUA